Molecule: messenger RNA, 2151 nt
Organism: Cooperia oncophora
Lineage: Eukaryota; Metazoa; Nematoda; Chromadorea; Rhabditida; Trichostrongylidae
Source: the annotation of a GenBank genome assembly
AUGCCGGAUGACAACGACAUUAUCGUCCUUGAUUCUGAUGAGGAAUCAGAGAGCAAGUGCUCUGUCAACAAAGCUCCUUCAAACAGUACAACUCCUAAUGCGCGUGAUAAAAAGAUCAAAGGCGGAAAGAAAUCGGCGGCGAAGAAUAACUGGGACUUCCUUAUGAAACCAUCCACAUCAAGUGGUAAAUCCAGCAAAAAGUCAACUUCUCCGUCUGAAGCGACUAGCGAGAAUGGAUCCACCUCGAAGGAUGAAUCUCAGAAAGCGGAUAGAGUGGCUCCAAACACUGGUGUCAAAAUCAUGAAACUGUCGGAGUUGGAAACGGAACGUAACCGUGCCUUACAUGAGGUUUUUGGACAUAAAAAGUUCAAGAGUUCGCUUCAGAAGAAAGCAAUCAAUUGCAUCCUGCUGAGGAGAACUGACGUGUAUGUUUCUUUACCAACGGGCGCAGGAAAGUCGCUGUGUUAUCAGCUCCCUGCUGUCGUUCAUAUGGGUAUUACUGUGGUCGUUUCUCCACUGAUUGCUUUGAUUACAGAUCAGGUCGCAGCGCUACGGGCAAAGGGAGUUCCUAGUGAAUCGUUGAAUUCGAAAUUGACUGCUGCUGAGAGAAAUCGCAUAAUAGAGGACCUCCGCCAUAAUGUCCCUACUGUCAAGCUGCUUUACAUUACUCCUGAAGCUGCUGCAACAGACAAUAUGAGAAGAAUUCUGAGCUCGCUUCACAAGCGCAAUCUACUCAGCUAUUUCGUGGUUGAUGAGGCACAUUGUGUUACGCAUUGGGGUCACGAUUUCCGCCCUGACUACCUGAAGCUCGGUGCCCUCAAGGAUGUCUGCCCUAACGUCCCUUGGAUUGCUCUUACGGCCACUGCAAAUACAAAAGCUCAGGAGGAUAUCGUUGCGCAGUUGAAGCUGGAAAAUGUCCAAUCAUUCAAAGCUUCCACAUUCCGUGGUAAUUUGUAUUAUGAUGUACACAUGACAGAUCAUCUUAAUAUGCCGCCUGAGCGCCACUUGGCAGAGUUCAUCCUCCGGUGUUUGAAAGUCCCGAAAGAGAAGUCAUCUGAUGUGUUGAAAAUGGAGAAAGGAUCUCGCAAACAGGUCGAGCGAUUACGUGAUGAUGUCCAGAGCAAGUGGAUGAAGAACGAAGUUCCUGUGAUAUCGGCCACGAUCGCGUUCGGAAUGGGUAUUGAUAAACCAGAUGUGAGAUUUGUUGUCCAUUGGACAUGUCCGCAAAACCUGGCCGCCUACUACCAGGAAUCUGGAAGAGCUGGACGUGAUGGUCAAAGAAGUUACUGUCGCAUAUAUUAUAGCCAAGCUGACAAGGAGUUUCUUCAUUUUCUAGUCAGAAGAGAUCUGGCUUUACUGAAGGCAAAGAAAAUAUCGGAGAUUGCUAAAAAGCAACAAGCAACGGCAAUACAACAUGGGUUAGAGAAAAUGGUCGAUUAUGCAGAAAUGGCCCAGUGUCGCCAUGUGUGUUUUGCAAAGUAUUUUGGAGAAACCGACUUGCCUCCAUGUCGAAAUCAUUGUGAUUUUUGCAAGGAUCCUUAUGGUACAAUCGCUAGAGCGUCCCAGUUCCAGGCUGCUUGCUCUUCCACCAAAAUGAUGAAAGCGUCCAAGGGAGACUUUGAAAGCGGAGAGCUCUACGGUGGAGGCAAACGGGGUCACGAUGAUGGCGACUAUGAAUGCAACAGUGGGGAUGCUUGGGAAAGACUCGAGAAAGAAGAAGCGUCAAGGUCGCGCGACAUUGUCCAAAGCGAGUUUGCAAAGCGCCGGAAGGUUGAGAGAUCAAAGGAACCGGAACUGAAAGAGGUAUAUAUCCCCAGCACAGAGUACCCGAUUAAGGAACCGAAGGCGAAAACUAUUCCGAACCUCGCUCCUCAGCGACGAGAAGAAAUGGUCCGUCUCAUAAGUCAAGCACUGGACGCGAAUUGGUUGUUGUUCGAACGCCCAUGUGAAGCAAUAGAGGCGGCCUCUUCGUUGGAAUGGACAAUCUAUAGAAAUGCAAAGACGUUGACGACUUACCAACAUAAAACCGUUGCUAAGGUCACUGAAAUCAAGAAACUAACAAAGGAAUGUGAGCAAUAUGUAUUUGAACGUGAACCAACGGCAUCGUCAUCAACAUCGUUUGUUUCGGCUAUCACCAUGGUGAAUUCGUAG